This is a messenger RNA of Pristis pectinata (smalltooth sawfish), 7541 nucleotides long. RefSeq names its product pleckstrin homology domain containing, family G (with RhoGef domain) member 4 (gene plekhg4). Gene Ontology annotation, molecular function: guanyl-nucleotide exchange factor activity. The transcript is spliced from 25 exons. The record is from RefSeq and is a predicted model, not a curated record. The coding region runs from base 1 to 6693 and encodes 2230 amino acids. NCBI's taxonomy places the organism in Eukaryota, Metazoa, Chordata, Chondrichthyes, Rhinopristiformes, Pristidae.
AUGGCGGUUCUAUCUUGGUCCUGCUCCCCCGACCUGGAACAUCUGGCAGUCAAGUGCCAUCUGUCCUACCUGCCGAGGGAUUUCCCUACUGUCAUCGUGGUAACAGUGUACAUUUCACCCCUGGCAUGUGUCAAGCUGGUACUGAAGGAGGAUUCUGAAUCCUUGGAUACUUGUAUUCAGAAUACUCUAUCAACACUCUAUCCCCCCUUCGAAGCAACAGCAUCCACUGUUCUCUGUCAGGUGUUUGAUGUAGUGGAGAAAACAUACUGUGGUGAUGGAUUGUGCUACCUUAUUGAUUUCCUUGUCCCUGCUAAACACAUUCUGCAGUGCAUUCAGCAGGACGCUUGUUUUCAAUAUUGUGGAUUACUAUUCCGUUAUGAAGGCUGGCCUUUAUGCAUCUCAGAAAAAAUUGUAAUACAGCUCUCUGCACUUGACUGGCAAACUUUACAGCCUGGUGAUUUCUACCUUCAAGUUGUUCCACACUUGAAAAAAGCACCGCGUAUUAUAUUAAAAUGCCUUGCAACGAAUGGCUACAAUGUAGAGGAAGUAUUAAUUCCAGAAGUCUCUUAUACUUCUAUCUUCACAAUGGAAUGGUUGGACAAUAUUAACAAAAGACGGAUGGGAACAGCUUUGCAAAAUUGCCUGUUAUCUACUGACAGCACCAUCUUUCGAGUACCUUGGGAAAAGGUGGUAAAUCCAGAAUUUAUUGAUAAACCAAAAAUGAUUGGAAGCACAUCACCAGUAAACUGGAUUGUGGAUGAAGAAGUUGUUGGCAGUAAUCCCAACAAUAUACAAAUCAGCAAUUACAGUGGACAAGCAGAAAACCCAUCUGAAACAAAUCAAAAUAUAUUUACAAAAGAAAAUGAACUGAAGGCCCAACAAAUUAAUCUCACAAGGGUUUUACAUCAUUCCUUAAGUAAUGUUGCAGAUUGUUUAGUUAAUUCAACAGCAGCUUCUUUAAAAGAACUUGAAGGGGAAUAUGUAGAAAUUUCAGUAAGUGAAAGUGAUUUGUCAUCACAGACAAGCAGUUUAAGUUCAAAAUUGCAACAUGCAUCAAGGACUAAUGGGACAUCAGAAGUGACCCCUUUGGAACCCUUGAAUAUCCGCACUCGUAAUAAGGAAUCAAUUUGUUUAAAUUACAUGGAAACAUCUUCAAAGGUAACUUGGCCCAAUUUAGAAAGGAUACACAAUCCAUUUAAUUUUCUCCUUGGUGACAGUGAGGCACUGGAGCAUCAGUCACUUGCAGAUACUAUGGAAAAGAGAGUGCCAUUUCAUAAGACUUGUAAUAAUGAUAAAAAUAAAGAACUCACAAAAUUAGAACUUUCUUCGCCAAUGGAAACUGAUCUUCACCAGAACAAAAUGCAACAGGAGUUUAAUUUUUGCUGUGAAAAUAUGCAUAUGUUAUUUAGUCAGACCACAAAUACCACAGAGGAAAAUUUAAACAGCCGACUUUUAGAAUCAGCUGUCUGUAGCCAGACACAGACUUCUGCUCAAGAUUCACAAGAUGGACAUGUUCAUGGCUCUUCUGGUGCAGUGGAAAAUGCUCACUGGAAAUACUCACAGGUUGCUGAACAGGAUGGCCCUUCAACAGUAUUUACUAAUUCUGAUGAACUUUUAAAUCGGUUGAUUGACUGUAAUGUAGCUAACACUGGAGAACAUGUAAAUAUUGCUAUCAGCACACCACCUGAGCAACCUUCAGCUAAAAACUUAGAACAGAAAAAGGCACUGACCCAGCAGUCAGAGUCAUCAGGGCAUGGACAGUUUAAUGGUCAGAAUAUAUUCCAAAAACUACAAUCUAUUAAAAAUACAAAUCAACCAACAGAAUAUUUUGUUCAUGCAUGUGCUAAUACACAAUUAGAUGGCUGUAGAAUCUCUUCGUCCCAGUUCUUAAAUUCUGAAGGCACUAUUGACUUGAAUUUGCGUGAAGAUUUUGCACUUGUUGAAAAUACAGGUUCUUCAAAGGACAACAGAAAACAUAAUGUGGUGAAAGCUGAUCACUUGACUAAAGAUGUUGAAUCUCCGAUUUCCCAACUGGUUGAUGGCACAGACAUUACAUUAAUAAAUGAAGAAAUGAAAUCAACAUUUGCUAACUAUUUGCAGCCAUAUUUGUCAGAGCACACUAAGUGUACAGAACCACAUGGAUCAGAAUGUAUGACGCAUUUAGAGAGAGAUCAUGUAUCUCAGACAGAGGAAAAUGUACAAUUGCACAAAAGUUCUGUUGUAAAAGAAAGAACUAAUCAGCAGUUUCAAGUUGAUGCAUUACAUCAGGCGUCCGAACAUGUGGAACAUGGAAAUGUAAAUUACUUACAGAGUGAAUUCUGCAAACAAAAACACGUUGACGGUGAAGAUUUGAACUUUUCAGACAGCUGUAAUAUAAUGUUACUUGAAGAAGAACAACAAGCACAAGAGAAUAGAAACCUCUCCUUACAAGCCUUGGAAAAUGAGACCACUGUGCAGAAUACUUUGGAAUUCAAUGUUGAAAAGGAAGGUGAAUGUAAGCAAUAUUCUACUGUUGAAGAGUACUGGUCAAAUGUGAAAACAAUUGAGUCUAGUAUUGCUCACACAAGUAUGAUGGGCAUUGAAGAACAUGAAUCGACUUCUGCGAAUGAAGACAGAGAUGAAAAACUACAAUUUGCCAAUAAAGCCCAAAAGCAAGAUUCAAUCAAGCACUGUGCUCCAUCAGAAAAGGAAUCAUCAGAGGAUGUUGAAGAACAAGGAGACUGUUUAAUUGACAAUAAACUGAAAGGAAUUGGCUCAGUAGCAAAUGAGACAUUGGAUACAGCAAAAGGAAGUGUGGAAGAAGAACAGCUCAACCUAACAGAUGAACCACCAAAAAUCUCUCUAAUUACACAGUGCAUUGUGAACAGGCAAGAACUGCUGACAGUUAAACAACAGGAGAUUUCACCUCCCUUACUCCUAAAAUCUUAUCUACCAACGCUGUGCAAUGAAAUCAACUUUGAUGUUCUGAAAUCUGGGGUAGCAUAUUUGAGCGGUGCCAGAGACAGAUCUGGCCAUGCAGUGGUAAUAGUAACAACAAGGAACACAAUAUGGUUGAAUCCACAUUGCAAUGUCCCUGAACUUGUGCGUCUCCUUAUCUACUUUUAUAGUAUUCCCAGGCAAGAAGUCCAGAGUGCAGGACUAACUAUUCUGGUGGAUGCCCGGCGUUGUUCUCCUGUGCCAGCAUUAUUUAAAGCUUUCAAUAUUCUGCAGGACACAAUUCCUAACUCUGUCCAUAUUGUUUUGCUGCUAGUUGAAAGAGACCUUGCAUUCCGUUUUGAGAAACCAACUUCCAUGCAGUUUGAACUUCUUACUUCAUUGAAGUCACUACAUAAACACAUAGAAAGCAAUCAGCUGCCACCAGAAUUUGAUGGAACUUUCCCCUACUGUCACAGUAACUGGAUUUGCUUUCGCAUGAAACUGGAACAGCUUAUGCAGGGAUGUAAAGGUGCAAAUAGUUUCAUCCAGAGCAACAUUAUGAGCCUGAGAUCAAGUAAACUUCCAGAAACUACUGAGGAGGCCAGAGUUCUUUUGCAGGAGUAUAAGCAACUAAUGAAGAAUGUACUGGAAGAUGCAAGUUUAGUUAAAUUGCAGCUUGAAGGAGGAGUGAUCCUUGCCAGACUAAGAAAAGAGGAGUCGUAUAUCCCUGGAACAGGAAUGUUCAGAGAUACAACUGAAACUGUUACAGAAUUGUAUAACAAAGUGGAUGAGGGAAUCCAUCAGCUGGUUAUGUUAUCUAAUAAGCGCAUUCAGGAAUUAGAGUUUCUGAUGGAGUUCAAAAAAUAUGAAGGAGAGUUUAAGGAGGUGAGUAGCUGGAUUGAGCAGGUCGGAGAGAAGCAACUGGAGAGGAGUGAUCAAUUGGAGGAUUCACUGGAUUUGUUGCAAAGCUCACAGGAAGAGUUCAAGAACUUUUACAAUAUUGCCCAGAGGUAUUGUAGGAAAGGCAAGGAUCUCUUGAAGAAGCUGGAACAGUGGCAUGACUUUAAGUCGUCAGAAUUGCAUGCUUUUGAAGGCAAGCUGCAGGCAUACAAAAAACAAUUUGGAGAAUUUGUAAAGAACCUGGAUGAAAGCAAACUGAAGAUUGACAAGACUUUAUCAUUAUAUGAAUUUUUUGAUAAGGCUUAUGAGUGGGCUCUACAAGGUAUGCGGCACCUUGCAUGCAUCAGUAUGGAUGACUGCUGUUCGCCAGAACGUUGUGGACCUAUUGCAAAAUAUCUGGAAAAUCAUCAUUGUCAACAUCCUGAAAUUCCAGAUGCAAAGUUUCAAGAAAUGAAACAAUUGGCAUGUGAAUUAAAAAAUGAGAAGGGGAUGAAACAGUGGAAGUUUGCUUGGUCCAAAUGCCAAGAGACAAAGCUCAUCUUUGAAAAAAAACUAGAAGCUGCAUUGCGGACCAGAAAGUCAUUGCCAUCAGAUCAUAAGCUUCCUGAAUUUGAAAGUAUGAGAAAUGAGAAUUUAAGUGUAGAACCCAGGAGGCAUUCAGAUGGUAUUGAGCUAAAAUUACAAUGUGAACGAGGUUCUGCAGGUUCAAACAAUAGUGUUUAUUCUCCAAGCAAUAGAUCAACACAUUGUGGUCUGUGGAAGAAAGACAAAUUCUUAACACAAUCAUCAGACAUUUGUUAUGGGACCAUAAAUAAUGAAGUUUCUGUACCUGAAACUAUUCCCAGCAAAAAUUCUACUGCUUGUUACCAGGACUUUGAUCAAGUGGGAGGAGGAAGAGUUUGUGCCUCUGUUCAUAUGUCAACACCAGAGGCUUGCAAACAUCUGCAGAGUACGUUUGAUAAAGAAGCCAACUGUGAAAGCAAUGUUAACUUUUCUCACACAAAAUCUAGAUGCUCUUCAGUGCCAGAGUACCAGAAUCAACAUCAGAAAAAACUACUGCGGAAAGCACAGAGUUUUGACUGUUCACCUAAUGAGACUUUCAGGUACAAUUCAUGUCAAAGAACUUCUCUUGAACCUGCAAGGCAUGGAAACACGGGAGUGUUCAUUAAAGGGCUUGAAGUGAGCAGCACUGAACUUAAUGAUAGACCUUGUAUCUCUAGACAGCAACCAUUGUUCAUUUGGACUGAAAACCAAGCAGAAGGUCACAGAAGUUAUAUUCCCUUACCGGAGGCCAAGGCUAAGGUUAGUAAACUUAGACACAUCAUUGAUGAGAUGGUUGCAACAGAACGCGAGUAUGUUAAAUCUCUCAGGUACAUCAUUGAUAAUUACUACCCAGAGAUGGAGCGUUUUGAUCUUCCUCAGGAUCUGCGAGGGAAACGCAGUGUUAUCUUUGGAAACCUAGAGAAGGUUUACAAUUUCCACAGCCAGUAUUUCCUGAAAGAACUGGAAAGUUGUACUAAUCAUCCAUUACGUGCCAGCCACUGCUUCCUCAGACAUCAAGACCAGUUUCGCAUGUAUGCAUUGUACAGCAAGAACAAACCAAAAUCUGAUGCUCUGCUUGCCAGCCAUGGGAACACAUUUUUCAGGUACAAGCAACUACAACUAGGUGAUAAGAUGAAUCUGGCUUCCUACCUGCUGAAACCCAUCCAGCGAAUGAGCAAAUAUGCCCUUUUACUGAAGGACUUGAUCAAGGAAUGCAGUGAGCUUCAGGAACAGGAGCUGAACAAUCUCAGAGCAGCAGAAGAGAUGGUUAAAUUUCAGCUUCAGCACGGCAAUGAUUUGUUGGCUAUGGAUGCUAUUAGGGAUUGUGAUGUGAACUUGAAGGAGCAAGGACAGUUGGUUCGCCAAGACGAAUUCAUCAUCUGGUCUGGCCGCAAGAAGUACCUACGGCAUGUUUUUCUAUUUGAAGAUCUUAUUCUUUUCAGCAAACCUAAACGGAUUGAUGGUGGAUUUGAUGUCUAUAUCUACAAGCAUUCUUUCAAAACAGCAGAUAUUGGCUUGACUGAAACUAGUGGUGAAAGUGGAAUAAGAUUUGAAAUCUGGUUUCGUCGUCGGAAAACAAGUGAUACCUAUGUUCUUCAGGCAAGUUCACAAGAAGUUAAACAGGCCUGGACAAAAGAUAUAACAAGCAUCCUAUGGCAACAAGCUACCAGAAAUAAAGAGGUCCGAAUGCAGGAAAUGGUGUCAAUGGGAAUUGGUAACAAGCCGUUCUUGGACAUCAAACCAAGUGAGGCUGCGAUCAAUGAUCGCGCCAUUGAUUAUAUUAUGAAAGGCAGAGGAGCACGAACCAGGGCUUCAAUUGCAGUGUCAUUAUUUGACCACACAAAUCCAUUUAGAAGGCGACAGAAUAUUUCAAGUAAAGGCAGUCUUUCAGCUGGUGGCCCAUCCUCAUCUUCACUUCUGGGACCUCUUAACCUCCAUAUGUACACCAAUCAGGCAUUGCUGUCAGGGGUGAACAAUGUAAUGGCCAAUGAAAGACCAUUUGAUAUCAACAUCUACCCUGAGGAGGAUGAACUGGAACAUGAAACAAGCAGCCAACCUUCCAUGACAACCGAAAGCUCAGAGUCAUCUUUCCACUGCAUAUCUGGUAGUGGUUCAAGUGGGUCUGAUAGUGGCUGCGUCUUCAGUCUCCUUCCUGAAAAUCUGUCUGAAGAGACAGGAUCUCCUUCUGAUGUAUCUGCCUCGUAUUCUUUCCUGGAAUCUAAGCACAGUUCUUUUACUCCUUCUCCAAAGGAAGAUAAACCUCGAUUCUCAAAUAGCCAAUAUAUUUCAGCGAAAUCAGAUCAAAUUACCAUUAGUCCAUCCACAAUGGUGUAAGAGUUGUGCUCCACAUCCUGCCUUGUCAAAAUUUGAUACAGGUCUGACAUGUUCUAUAAUUGGAAGGCAAAGGUAACCUCAAACAACUGAAGAGCAGCUUUCCUUUUCCAGUAUACAGGAGUCUGAAAUGGAACAUGAUCUGGUACCCCUUAGAAACUAAUGUAAAUUGUGUGUAAUGACUGAACUAUGGUAGCUUGGAACAGGAUGCCUUGAAUUUCAGCUUUGCUUUUCAAGAUUGUUUGUCAAACUUGACAAACAAUGUAACCUUAAUGCAUGACCUAAAUUAUACAGUUAGAGGGAUAUUGUGUAAACUUUUGAUUUUUUGGAUCCAUUUGAUAAAAGUUCAUUAGAUGAACAAUUUACUUUGAGUACUGUUAGCUAUUUCUAGUGUUUUGCAUAAGCUGUUUGUAGACAUUUAGUGGAAUACUAAAAACCUGUUUGUUAAAUAAUGGUUGCUUUUUACACAGGCUUAAAGGAUUUAGAUAGGUAGCCAAUUGACCAACAUUAAUAAUAAAAUGAAAGUGAGAUCUUUGUAGCACCUGUUUAAUGGUUUAACAAGUAAUAGUUUCUGUUAAUUUGUAAAUAUUGCACUUAGCCCAAAUGCUGUUUUUGGUUUUGAGUUGGGAGGGAGGAAUAAAAGCGUUCUAAUUACCAGCAAAACAGGGAAAUCACGAAAGUGCCAUUGGUUAUUACUUAAAUAUGAUAGAAAGUAACUGAGUUAAUUUACUGGUAAGAAUGUACAUGUGUUGAGAAUAUACUUUUGCAUUUGUUUAUUAAAUAUUGAAAAUACCUGUGAAAUGGCUUUGAUUUUAAAUUGUUUAAACUUUAUUCAUGUCACAAUGAGCAAU